CACUCCUGAGCACCUUAAGGAUGUUAUAUGUAGCCAGAGAGAGACUCCCGACGUAUCGGUUACAUUCCACCAACCUCCUAUCUAUCAGACGUUUCCAAAAUAACGUGCCAACCAAAGACACCGCCGCGCACUCUGUGAUGGACUCCUCCGUCCUCCAGGAAAAGUUCGGCAAAGGCAUUGAUAUCCAAGUGAACGCAAAGGUGUUGCCUGUCGCUACCCCCCAGUCCACGAUCAAUGUUCCCAGGGCUUUGGGUGUGGUGGAAUCGCUCAGAAUUUGGUUAGCUGGCUUGAUGCCUAACUCUUUGGUGGCGUUUCAGAAUGAAUUCAUCCACGAAUCAUUGGGAAAGUCUCAGUACAAGGUUGUUGGUAGUAAUUCCAAGAAUAUAACUUUAGAGAAAGUGGACAAUCCUAGCAUUAAGGUGCAGAGCUUGCAGGUGCCCAUAUACGACCACACCGAACACAUCAACGAGGUUUGCUUUGAGAAUAUGGAAACUGCCGACGCCAAGGCGUUGCCGACGAACUUGGUCAUGCUCCAUGGCUUCGGUGCUGGGUUGGGCUGCUACCACCGCAACUUCAAGGGCCUCCUCGAAUCCAACCGGAACGUGAAGAUCCACGCGUUGGACUGGUUAGGGUUUGGCGGGUCUUCUAACCCUAAAAUCGAGCUUUCUACAAAAUACGUUAAACCUCCACAUUUGGAAACUGUUAACUACGAAGAUCCAAUGAUGACAAAAGUCCACAACAAGUACUACCGGUUGAUCAAGGGCUAUAAAUUACACUACAACUCCCCGCUGCAUGGUAGGCAGUACGUGGAAAGCACCGCCGCGGUGUUGCAGGAUAUUGAAAACUACUACAUCGAUGCGUUGGAAGCCUGGAGAAAAGAGAGAAACUUGGGCAAGAUCUGUUUGAUGGGCCAUUCUUACGGUGGCUACUUAUCCUCCGCCUACGCGAUGAAGUACCCUGAGAACAUCGAGAAGUUGUUGCUUGUGUCUCCAGUCGGGAUCGAAAAGAAUCCCUUAUCCAUUCAGAAUCCUGCAUUGCUUGCUCCGCCGCUGUCUAGGAACACCACUGCGGAAUUAAAACCAACCCUUAACCCCAAAGAGUUUGGCUUCUUAGGCCGUUUCCCAAUCAUGCCACCAUGGUUUGUCAACAUCUGGAACAACAAUUUGUCCCUCCUUACGUUGAUCAGAUUAGUCGGUCCGUUGGGACCACGCAUGUUGUCCCAGUACACCAUGAGCAAGUCCAGGCGCGGCGCCUCGAACUUGCUUCAAAUUCUUCAGUUGAACCAGUACUCCUACAACUUAUUCAAGACCAAGUCAACUUCUGAGACUGCGAUCACAAAGUUGUUGAACGGGGCGGUGAUGGCUAAAAACCCGUUGUUUGGGAGAUUGGACAAGAUGGCCAAAAUCAGCAACAUCUACUGGAUCUACGGUGAGUUCGACUGGAUGAAUGGUGAGGCCGGUGCGAUGAUUGCGAACGAAAUCAACACUAUGAACGGUGGAGGUAAGAAUGAGUUCUACAAGGUCAGCAAGGCCGGCCACAACUUGUACAUGGACAAUCCAGAGGAGUUUAACGGCUUGGUAAAGAAGAUUCUUGAGGAAUAAUGGGGGAGUCCACUAGUCCGGUUCAGCGUAGCAGGACUUGUAUGCAUGAAACCUGUAGGGUUAUUAUAGAUCUUAAUACAUUU
Babjeviella inositovora NRRL Y-12698 is the source of this 1684-nucleotide messenger RNA. RefSeq lists its product as uncharacterized. Lineage: Eukaryota; Fungi; Ascomycota; Pichiomycetes; Serinales. The record is from RefSeq and is a predicted model, not a curated record. Gene Ontology annotation, cellular component: mitochondrial inner membrane. Bases 21 to 1601 code for a protein of 526 amino acids. Gene Ontology annotation, biological process: cardiolipin acyl-chain remodeling. Gene Ontology annotation, molecular function: A2-type glycerophospholipase activity. The transcript has a single exon.